This is a messenger RNA of Cylindrotheca closterium, 1653 nucleotides long. The record is from the annotation of a GenBank genome assembly. NCBI's taxonomy places the organism in Eukaryota, Bacillariophyta, Bacillariophyceae, Bacillariales, Bacillariaceae.
AUGGACCGCCUUAAUAGCGAUUUCAACCGCUUGUCAACAUCGGCAAGAGAAUGGACACCAACGAUAACAACGACUCAGGCUCCUCCACGGGGAACAGGGACAGGAUCUUCCGACCAAAGUGCUAAUACUAGCGUGGAAUCAGAUUUGAAUGCAAACGCAGUAAAAGAAUUUGUUCCUGGGAAGGGAUGGAGCGUGGCGUCCUCAAGUGGCUUGCAACAGGCAUCAGAUGCUGGAGUUUCAGGACAAGAAAACCCAUACGAAACACCACUACAUGAAAAAGUAGAAGAAGCGGACCACGAACAAGAGUAUUUGGAGGUUACGCUUCCAGCUGGACCGUCACCGCCACCAUUUCGUGGUAUGCACUCCUUUGGAAUGUCAGAUGAUCUUUGGCGGUGGCACCGCGAUGUUGCACUGGAAAGUCUACGGCAAAUGGAACCUUCCGAUCCAAGGCACAAGGCAAUUCCUCCUCCCUACUGCAAUGCAUACUGUUUGGAUGACCUUCAUCUUCAUAUGCAACAACAAAACAAACAAUCUCAGAGCAGAUCAUCCUUUGGGUACCCUUACGCAACAUUCCAAGUCAUAUCCCGAGAAGAUGGUUACCUUUAUUGUCUCCGACGUUUUGAUAGUGUCAAGUCCGUGUCACACAAAAUUGCCGCUACCGUUUUGGAACAAUGGGCCGCCAUCGAACACCCAAGCCUGGCGACCUUGCACAAGUGUUUUCUCUCCCAACGGGCAGUCUUUUUUGUGCAUCAAUUCAUUCGUGGUUCGGUCAGCGUCCGAGAUCGCUUUUUACUAAUGGGGAAUCAAUACUUGUCGGAAAAUCUUUUGUGGAGUGCCAUUUGUCAAUUGGUGACCUUGAUUCGACGAGUCCAUGGAGCCCGAUUGGCCUUGCGGACCCUCGAUCCCAAACAUGUCUUGGUGCAAAUGGAUUCUAUACGGCUCAAAGUGAUUGUGAAUUGUCCUGGUAUUAUGGAUGCCUUGGAAUUUGAGGCCCGCAAGCCGUUGGCCGAUUUGCAAAUGAUGGACAUGCGACAGCUCGGAUAUUUGAUAUUGAGCAUGGCGACGAGUACUGAGAUUACCGCGAGUACGAAUGCCAAUAUCUUGUUGAAUUGCGAACACUUUUGUUCCCAAAACUUUUCGCGAGACUUGCACAGUUUGUGCAUGACGUUGAUCCGGAGCCCUGCUCCACCCUCCAUUGCGGAAGUGAGCCGGGCCUUGGCAGGGCGCAUCAUGGACGAAUACGACAUUGCUCAAGUGAGCAUGGCACAAAUGGAACGAACACUGGCCGCCGAAUACGAAUCUGGAAGAAUGGCGAGACUCUUGUUCAAGUUGGGCUUUAUCAACGAACGACCCGAGUUUGGCCCCAAUCGUCGCUGGGCGCAAUCGGGUGACUGUUACGUGUUGAGUUUGUUUCGGGAUUAUGUAUUUCACCAAGCGGAUGGGGCUGGAAACCCAGUAAUGGACCUGGGUCAUGUCAUUACCUGUCUGAACAAGUUGGAUGCUUCUGCAGAAGAAAAGAUUGUAUUGUCGUCUCGUGAUGGAAAGUCGUUGAUGGUAGUAACCUACGCGGACGUGGCUAGGUGUUUGGAAGGUGCCUACCACGAGCUCUGUUCUGGGUCUGUACGACAACUUCCAGCAAGAGUUGGCUACUAG